Messenger RNA from Symsagittifera roscoffensis, 2762 nucleotides. Its product is annotated as leucine-rich repeat-containing protein 74A-like. The record is from RefSeq and is a predicted model, not a curated record. Gene Ontology annotation, molecular function: protein binding. The transcript is spliced from 2 exons. Bases 105 to 2420 code for a protein of 771 amino acids. NCBI's taxonomy places the organism in Eukaryota, Metazoa, Xenacoelomorpha, Acoela, Convolutidae.
UGCUUUUUUUCUGAAUGAAAAGUUUAAGUUGUCAGCGGCAAAGCUUAUGCAUUUUAUAAUUAUUAUUGUACUAACUUGAUAGACUAACUUUAACUUCAAUAAAAAUGACGCAAAGAUCGAAAAAGUCUCAUUACAUUUUCAAUCGAUACGUGCGGACACCACAACCGGGCUCAAACCUCGAGCAGCAUGAAGGACAGGAAAACGAACUUGAGUCGAAGAGUUUAUUGAAAUCACAAAUCGAAAAGGGCGAUCAUGAAAAACCAACCCGAAUUGAAGAAGAGAAUGAACCAGUACAAGAUACGACAUCAAUAUCUUUACACUUCGCAAACCAAGAUGCUAAAAGACAAUCUAAAACACCUGGAUCUAAUGUUUCCAAGGUCCAGACAGGUACUAAAUCUGCAGCCAGAAGUGGCAAAGAUUCCAGGGCGCUUUCCAGUAGGGCCAAAACUGCAGUGGUUCCUUCUAAACCUGGGUCAAGAUUGAAGUCAAACCAGUCGCAGAAACCAGGGUCAGCGCAGAAUAGAUCUAAGAUUGUGAAAAGUCAGGGAACGCCUGGAUCUGGAAAAGAAGACGAUGAGGCUGACAAUGCAAGGAUGCAGCGCAGUUUGAAAGACAGAAUUCUCCACUUUAGCGAAGGAGAAGGUAGCGACGAAGAUGGAAGCGGAUUUGACGAGUUUGCGAGUGAAGAUGACGAAAACUGGGACGAAUCUGCUAGUGUUACUCAAGCACCUAGGGGAUCUACGCGUGAACGAAUUGAACAGUUGCGAGAAGAGCCGGAUGAAGAACUCUCUUGGGUUCCAAAGUUUAUCACGGCCGCCGAAGCAGUUCUGCCUGGAACAGACAGUGACUACGACACAGACCUUGAACUAGAUGAUGUGAAGAUGAAACUCGAAAUUGGGAUCCAGAACAUCUACGAGGGAUCCGGUCGGACUAUGUACGAGGCCACUUGCCGGACAGAGGGAGUUGUCCCGAUCUCAUUCAUGAUGGAACGAAUGGAAAACCGAUGUGUGACGAUGCGCCAUCACUACAUGAAUGACAGGGAAGCAGUGUGUCUUGCCAACGGACUCAAACAUAACACUAUGACAGAAGAACUAGACCUCGUUGACAAUGGAAUCGGGACAAUCGGCGGCAGAGCUUUUGCUGAAAUGGCUGUCAAGAACAAAUUUCUGCUCAGACUUAAUUUAGCCCAAAAUAAAUUAGGAAAUGAAGGGGUUUACCCGUUCUACAGGGCACUAGAACGUCACGACAAUUUACAGACGUUAGUGUUACGUAAUAACGGACUGACUAGAACCGGUUUGAAGGAGUUCUGCAAAGCGUUGAGACUAAAUAAUGGACUACAAGUUUUAGACAUCUCGGAGAACUUGCUGGAAGCUCAAAGUGCGAUGCUAGUUUUUGAAGCACUUAUGCAAAAUCUGAGUCUCUUCGACCUUGACAUUUCAUGGAACCGCAUCCAAGGCGACAAGGUUUGGAAAUUGUUCGCAAAAAUGCUCAAAGCAAACAACUCAUUGGAGAUUUUUAACUUCGCCAAAAACGGAAGCGGCGACCGGUUUUUCUCUCUGACGUUCAAAAUGUGGAAAAAACAGGGCGGCAUUAAAAUGCUGGACGUGAGUGAAAAUAGACUGACAAUGCUAGCUGUCAAGAAAAUGUCACUGGCGUUGACUAAAAACACGACCUUGGAGUAUCUGCGACUCGGAGGAAACCAAAUCGGAGACGAUGGAGUUGUUUGGUUGCUGAAAAAAGUUCUGAACAAAAACAUGACAAUUCGAGUUCUCAGCAUUGAAAACGUUCGUAUUUCUCCCGAGAUGAUGGAAACAAUAGCCGAACUGCAGUCCGACAACGACCGAUUCAUCAUCAUUUACGGAAACGGACGAGAUAUUAGUUCACAUGUUGUAGGGAUCAUCGACAAAGUGGUUAAAUACAUGAAAGAAAACGAAAUUCCGCCGCUUGAGUUGUACUUCCAGAAGCCGACCAAAUCAAUUCCUCCUUCGGCAAUUAACAAAGUCGAGUUGGACGAACUGGAAAAGCUGAAACUCGACAGCGUAAUCCAUCGGCUCAAAUUACUCAAUAUAAACUUCAACGAUGACCAAAUUAGGAAACUAUUGCUCUAUAUGGAAGUGGAUACUGUAGAUGACAUCAAAACGAUGGUGUUCAACAAACCGACAGGUCUUGAGUCCGACGACGAAGCAAGCGACGAGCUGUUCUCGCUGAAUGCAUGGGAACCAAAAAUGCACAGGUGGCUGGAAAAACAGCUGAAGCUGUUGACUGCAAUAGAAAUAGCAGAUUUCUGCUGGAAUUUCCACAGAUAUUUUUUGUAUCUCAAGGCCAAAAUAAUCGCGACUCGAGAGCAACAAAACGUGCUGCUGGACUCAAAAGUUCUGAAACUUAUUACUCUCAGAGAGCUAACACAGCAGUUCAAAUAAUGUUCACACAGUUCAGAUAUCUCUUAAGCAACUACACCCUCCUUCGGUACCUAGUAUAAGUACAACACCCCUGCGAAGAACUAAUUUGGUGGCUAAGCUUAUUCAAAUAUUGAACAAAAUAACGAGUUUUGCCUUUUAGCGAAAUCGAGAGGUGAGACGGGAGAGAGGGGGAGGGGAUGUUUAAGAGGUCACAGUUCAAUUAUCAUAUUUGAUUUUAAAAAAUUUACUUAGUUUGUAAAGGUAAGAAUCAAUUUCGUUUUAUCUGUCUGAAAAAUUGUUCAUAUUUUUUUCAAACGCAAUUUUAUUAUUAGAAGCAGUCAAUUUAACAUUUAUUUUGGCAAA